GUCAACGUUCUUCCCAGCUCCAGUGCAGCAUAGACGUGAUAUUUCAAGAAUCUUAAUUGUGUGGCUGAGAGGGAGACAAGAAAUAACACCAUCCGAGGUGUUCAAGGCUGAACACAGCGAUGGAGUGAUCCUUGCAGCUCGGAGCAGCAAGCAAUGAGCCAAGAGUCGUCCGCCCGCCGCCAGGAUGUGAGAUUGAUGGCGUGACAAGAAAAAGACGGUCAUCAUGUUCUACCACUGCAGUCCAAAUUGUUCCUAAAGAGUCACACGGUAGAUUGCCUGUGUGCCAAGCGCCUCGGUAUGAUUAUCCUUCCCCGUUUGCCUAAGAAUUCCAUACCGGUGAAAGCGAUUCUAACCAUCUUCCGCCAUCUGAGCACACUCUCCGACAGUUGACUUCGUCAGAUCUCAACAAGAUCUUAAAACCUUCUCCAAACGGCACCCGUGACCCCUUUAGGAUUAUGGGGCCAAUGUUGAUGCUUCUACAAUCACAGUGUCUCCUGGUUGUCAGUGUGUGCGUGCUCGGAGCGCUGGGGUCGUUGCCUCAAGCGCUGCCAUGGCACGUACCCUGCCCAGGGCGGUGUGUGUGUCACAUCAAGCCGUGGUUCUCGCCAGACUCGGUUUACCACGAAGCUCCCACCGUGGACUGUAAUGACCUUCUGCUGACUGGGCUCCCGUGGCCUCUGCCCUUUGACACACACACCUUGCACCUGCAGGGGAACAAUAUGUCUGAAAUGGAGGUGGCUAUGCUUCACGGGCUCCCCAACCUCACUGAUCUUGACCUUUCACAGAAUCACUUCAGCUAUGUCAGGGCUAUUACGCAAAACCUGUCUCUGCCCUCUCUGCUGUCUUUACACCUGGAGGAAAACCAUCUCAGUCACCUCCCAGAGGCCUCUUUCUCCUCACUGCUGGCUUUACAGGAGCUCUUUCUCAGCCAUAACAACUUAUGUUCUAUCGCACCCAGAGCCUUCACUGGCCUGAACUCUCUCUUGCGUCUGCACAUUAACAACAAUAGACUCACCACCAUUGAUCCAAGGUGGUUUGAGGCUUUGCAGAACCUACAAGUUCUCAUGCUUGGAGGAAACCCAGUAGAGACCUUGCCUGAGCAGGGUUUCCUAGCCUUGAAAUCCCUCCGCAGUCUUGUUCUUGGUGGUAUGGGCUUGAGAGGUUUAGCUGACAAUGCUCUAGAUGGGUUGGAGGAUCUGGAGAGUCUCUCCUUCUACGAUAAUCAACUGAUCAAGGUGCCCACUCGGGCUCUGCAGAGAGUGAAAGGACUCAAGUUUCUUGAUCUUAACAAGAACCGAAUCAAACUGAUCAACACGGGAGACUUCCGAGAUAUGGUCCACCUAAAGGAGCUCGGCCUCAACAACAUGGAGGAGCUGCUGUCCAUUGAGAGAGCGGCGUUAGAGAACCUCCCAGAGCUGACCAAACUGGAGAUCACCAACAACCCCCGACUGUCCUUCAUUCACCCGCAGGCGUUUGCGCAGCUGAGCAGGCUUGAGAGUCUCAUGCUCAACUCAAACUAUCUCAGUGCUCUGCAUCGUCACACCAUGAGCUCCCUGCCCAGACUCCAGGAGGUCAGCCUGCACUCCAACCCACUCCGUUGUGACUGUCUGUUUCACUGGGCCGCACAGGACGCCCCCCACCCUCACCGAGACGCACCGGCCAGCAACCAGCAACCAUCUCGGGUGGUGCGCUUCAUCCAACCGCAAUCGACGCUGUGCUCAGACCCACCAGACCUGAAGGCUCGUAGGGUGAGGGAGGUGUCCUCCAGGGAGAUGUCAGCCUCCUGCCUCCCAACAAUCGCCAGCGCCUCGCUGCCCUCCAGCGUGGGUGUCAGAGAAGGAGGGAAGCUUCUUUUGCACUGUAGGGCUCUCGCAGAGCCGCAGCCUCUACUUUACUGGGUGACUCCCACAGGGUUGAGACUUGGACCAGCUUCGAGCAACACAUCUGAGGGACCAACAGCUUCUUCCCUCACAGCCACCCAAGGAAUUGCAUCUGUUUCCAGGAUCUCCCCUAACCAGGCCCAAGGUGAUUUCCCCACCAAACGCUAUUGGCUCCUGCCUGAGGGAACUCUGGAAAUCAGAAAGGUCACCCCGAAAGAAGCCGGCUUGUACACCUGCAUAGCUGAGAAUACUCUGGGAGCUGAUACACGUAGUGUUACCGUGUCCGUGCAAAGACGACACAAGGCAAGGAGAAGGGUGGUGGAUCCUAACCCCAAGGGUCCUUCAUUACUCAAAGCGGGGACGAGUUUAAAGGUAAUGGAGACUGGAGAACACUAUGCUAUCAUGUCCUGGCAGAACAUGCGCAAUUUCCCAUCAACUCGUUUGUCCUGGCAAGCUAUGAGCUCCGACGCACCCGCAUACACCAUACGCAUCCUUGCCGGCACAUGCAGCUUCAACUUGACCCACCUGCAGGCAGAGACGUUUUACAGAGUGUGUUUACAUUUAGGCACCGGUGAGGGCAGCAAGCAUACCAGCAAGAGAAGCAAAACAAGCAGGAAACCUCAAUGUAUCUCAUUCCGAACAAAGCAAGUGGCAGAGCCUCGGGCCAGCCUGCAGCUCACCCCGCAGUUGACGUCCACUGCCGCGACACUUCUGAUGAUCCUUGCGCUCGUACUCAUGCUGCUGGCGGGCCAAGGAUGGGACAGUGGAAAGCACCCGAGUGCUCUUUUCCAGGAAAUCAAAAGUCAUAAAGCUCUGAUCAUCAUGCAGAAGACAGAGGGGAGCAACAAGAAACAGCCAAUGCAGAGUGACGAACUUCUGUUCCAUCACGACUGCUGAGCUCAUUAAAAUGACAAAUGCAGAAACAAAUACUAAAUGUCAUUUUCUGAAAAGUCACAGUGAUGUAGGAAAGAUUUGUAUUUAUUUUAUAUAAAGUAUAUAUGUACAGUAUCAAUGACAUUGUUUUGGUGUUGAGACACAUUGUAAAGAAUUCCUUAACCCAAACCAGAUGGAUUUAAACGGGGCCAUGGCACUCACGCAGCGCACAGCGAGUGCAUAAAUCCAAUAUAAAGGACUGCUUUUGGCUGCUGGGCUGAAAAUAAAGAACACUUGAAUUCAGUCCAGGGACAUGUGUUACAUUUCCCAUCUAAAUGUCUCACAGACUGAACCAUACUGUAACCAAGCAGACGGAACACUGUCUGAUAACUGAUCCAAAAAGAAAAAGUGACUGCUUGUUUUGUUCUUGUAUGUCAAAGUGAUUGAUGCUUAGCGCUCAGUAUCUUGGACUACUGUUCUUAUACAGCUUUCCUCGCCUAACAUCUGAUAUCUUCAUUCAGCAUUAAUGAUUC
Messenger RNA from Syngnathus typhle (broad-nosed pipefish), 3286 nucleotides. RefSeq names its product leucine-rich repeat neuronal protein 2-like. Lineage: Eukaryota; Metazoa; Chordata; Actinopteri; Syngnathiformes; Syngnathidae. The coding region runs from base 456 to 2777 and encodes 773 amino acids. The record is from RefSeq and is a predicted model, not a curated record. The transcript is spliced from 2 exons. Gene Ontology annotation, molecular function: protein binding.